GUCAAGCGCAGCCACUCCUAAAGCACCGGCGCUUUGCAGAGAUCCGCAGUCUCUGGGUUGAAACUUUGUUGGCGGUCCCUGAAUCUGGCAUGAAAUGCGCUCAAGUUGCGGAGUAUGAGUACAUGCCUUUGGCCUUUGCACAUUUAUUUUUGCCUUUCCUACCUGACCUUAUAUAUUGUCAUCAACUCCCAAAGUUACAAGGAUGUGGGAAUUCUGAUUGCUUGUGCUAAACGACGCAUGGAUUGAGAUGCUGAGAGGAUGGAGCUGAGCAAAAGAGAAGUGCCCCUAUAUGGGCAGGUGAAGGCCAGUGUGGUGCUGCAGACCCCAGAGCCUGACCCAGAGAAGGCUGAGUUCUACAUUGUGCUGGAGGGGUCUGCUCUGGGCUACAUCACUGCGGCUCAGAGAGAAGGGGAGGGAUGCGCCCUGCACUUCACUGUCCCUGGUCAUAACACCUUGGAGAUGGUCUCAGUCACAGUUUGCCUGUAUAUUGAUGGAGGGCCCGUUUCCUGUGUUGGCCGAACAUCUCUGGAGUACGUUCUGGAUGAUGCUCAGGAACUGGCAGACUUUUUGGUCUCCAACUCUCACUGCCUGAGGAUCAGUAGCUACCAGGACAUCCUCGGCAGGUUUGGACUGAGUGACGAAGCCACCCGCAGCAAGAUGGAUGAAAACGUCACAAAGGCCUUGGCCAACAUGGCUUUGCCAUGUACGUGGAAUGUCCUUGGAAGCCAGCCUGGUGAAGAACUCCAUCCCAGAGAAACUAUGCUCCACCUGGCUGUGCGUCUGGGCCUGCCUCGCCUCUCUGAGCUCCUCCUCUGUCAGCCUGGGGGUGUGACCGCCUUGGGCUUGUCCAAUGAGGAGGGCGACACGCCCCUGCAGCUGGCCAGACAGUCCGGAGAGCAGGCCAUGCUGGACUGCCUUACAACCCCUCCCAACUCGCCAGUCGUGCCCUGUGUCAGGAUGUCCCAGGUCUGGGCCAACAGCUCCAGUCUGCUGAGGUUUUGCCACAGCUCUGACACCCUGACACUGGUGUUUGGAAGGGGUUCAGAUCAGAACCACGAGUCCAACAUUCUUCUCUUAAGGAAACACCAAAGGGAUGAGAACUCACAGAGAGAGACCAAAGCACUUAAAAGAAGUGGACUGCUGAAUGAAUGUAAAAGGGAAGACAGUGAAGGAGACACAGAUAACAAAGAUCUGUGUAUGGACUUCUGUAGAGGGGACCAUGCGCUUGUAGAUAAUGUUUUUGAAGAGGAGCUUGUGCUGUCUCUUGAUGAGGAAGAGGAGGACGCUGCAGCAUUCCCUUCUGAGAAAAGUCAGACUGCUUCCUUUGGAAGGCGUCUGCCCAGGUCCACAUUCUCGGCUGCAGCCAGACUGUCCACCAUGCUGAACGGGAAGGACCAGAUCUACGCCAACAGCAUGCUGGUGGACCAGGUGACUGACAUGGACAUCAAGUACAGUAUCGCAGGGGUGACGGGCGACAGCACGCAGACGGAAAGCGGGGACCCAGCGGCCCAGUUGUGGGAGGCAGGGGUGCCCCGCGUACGCCUCUCCCCGCUCCAGGCAGAGGGAAGCGGGACAGGGGAAGAGUUUACCCCCACCUCCCAGUCCCCUGGGCGGUCCCCCGCUGACCUGGCGCUGGCGCGGCUCAUCCGAUCCUCCCGGACCAGCACGUCCGUUCAGGCGGCGAGCCCACCUCGGGAGUCCUGCACUCUGAGCCCUAGUCUGGUAGCUCUGGAGGUGGACAGUGAAGAGGAUGACCUUUUGGAAAAGUCGCCCCUCUCCCAGCACUCCACAUCGCCCCGGUCAGGGGGUGUCCUGCAGGCCAGCAGCGGGGAUGAGCGGGACUCCUUCAACACCUCCCCUGACCUCAGCGGCAGUCGCACACACUCCACCUCCUCCUCCUGCAGCCAGGCCCCCGCAAAGGAUUUGGCUGAUUCCGGAAUCCGCCUGCGGUCUUACUCCUAUUCUUCGCCCAAGAUCAGUCUGGUGCGCCCACGCUUUGCCCGCGACGCCGCCAUCUCUGACCUCAGCGAAGAUGGUGUGUUCGGCAGCAGCGGCCGCUCCCUCCUUCAGGCUCUCUCUCUGUCUAAAUCACUGUCUCUGCUCAAUCCAGUUAAGCAGCGUGCUUUCAGCUUGCCCGAACCUCCACAAGAGAAAAGGGAGCUAAGUUUCCGCAAAAGGGCGCAAUCAGCCGAGGAUGAGGGCAGCGUGGCGUUGGCAGACUCCCUUCAGCACCUCACCCUCUCCGAGUUUCUCAAAGAAAUUGAAGAAGAAGAGUGGGAUAGAUAUAUUAUCCCUUCCAAGGCAGAGUCUGAAAAGUAUAAAGUGAGCCGCACCUUCAGCUUCCUGAAAAGCAGGAUGUCCAGCACUCGUAACAAGAACAAGGGGAAGGGGAAGGAUAAAGAAGGGAAGGAGAAGACAAUGAACGGACACCAGUUCACGGCUGGCUCUGGCACAGCUCUGAUGCUGUGUAUAGUCUGUGACAAGCCAGCAGUGGCCAAGGACUUACUCCACUGCUCUAACUGCACCAUGCACGUUCAUAAAGGCUGCCGCGAUUCUGCCACGCCAUGUAUGAAGAAACUUCAGGACAAGUAUGCAGUGAUGACAAAGAGCAGGGCCGCAUCCCUCCCGCAGAGUACGACUGUGCGGGAGAGUCCCACAGGCUUUCCCAUCCCAACCUCCGCUUCCCUUCCUGUCAUGACGUCUCGGGAAAGGAGGGAGCAGGCAUGCCUCCCAAACUCCCUCUCCAAAAGCGUGCCUGCAGUCUCUGAACGGAGGUUCAGCGAGGGCCUGGGGGUGGACCCUGAAGCCAAUGUCUGGAGGAACCGCUCUCAUUCUGAGGAACUGCUGCAGGUGAUGGAGUCCUCACCCUCUACUGACUCCUCCAUCAAUGAAGACGCCGUGGACGCACCAUUGAGGAACGACCUCAGUGCUGAUUUCCUGGAUUACGAGGCGGAGUCCUGGAGCCUGGCCGUGGACGACAAGUUCUGCAAGAACCAGGAGAAGCGGGUGAUCAAAAGGCAGGAUGUGAUCUACGAGCUGAUGCAGACGGAGAUGCACCACAUCCAGACCCUGACCAUCAUGGCGGAGAUCUUCCGUAAGGGCAUGAAGGAGGAGCUGCUGCUAGACCAGGACACGGUGGACAAGGUCUUCCCCUGCCUGGACGAGCUCUUCGACUUCCACAAGAGCUUCUUCUGCAGCAUGAAGGAGCGCCGGCAGAGCUGCACCCAGGAGGACAACGACAGGAACUUCCUCAUCGACAGGAUCGGGGACAUCCUCGUGCAGCAGUUUUCCAAUGAAAAUGCAGAGAAGAUGAAGCAGGUGUAUGGGGAGUUCUGCAGUCACCACACAGAGGCUGUGAACUUCUUCAAGGAGCUCCAGCAGCAGAACAAGAAGUUCCAAGUCUUUAUCAAACAACAAAGUAAUAACUCUUUGGUCCGGAGGAGGGAGAUCCCAGAAUGCAUCUUGCUGGUGACACAGCGCAUCACUAAAUAUCCAGUGUUGCUGGAGAGGAUCCUGCAACACUCACAGGAGGGCACGGAGGAGCAUGCGGACCUCUCCCGAGCCUUGGUGCUGAUCCGGGACGUGAUCGCCGCCGUGGACCUGAGGGUCAGCGAGUACGAGAAGGAGCAGAAGCUGAUGGACAUCCUCAACCGCAUGGAGAACAAGAGCUUCGCCAAGCUGAAGAGCGGCCACACCUUCCGCAAGAAGGACCUGCUGAGCCGGGCCAGGACGCUGAAGCAUGAGGGCCUGGUGUACUGGAAGACAGCCACGGGGAGGCUGAAGGACAUACUGGCACUUCUCCUCACAGACACUUUGAUCUUCCUUCAAGAAAAAGACCAGAAAUAUAUAUUUGCUGCGGUGGACCAGAAGCCCCCGGUGAUCUCCCUGCAGAAGCUGAUCGUGAGGGAGGUAGCCAAUGAGGAGCGUGGGAUGUUCCUGAUCAGUGCGUCUGUGGCAGGCCCAGAGAUGUAUGAGGUUCACACCGCCUCCAAGGAAGAGCGCAACAGCUGGAUGAGGCUGAUCCGGGAGGCGGUGGAGAGCUGUCCUGAGGAAGAGGAGGAGAAUGCCAGCGAGUCAGAAGAGGACCGGCGAGCAGCUGAGGCCCGGGCCCAGAGGAUCCAGAAAGCACAGGAGACGCUGAACGUGCAAGAUCAGCAGAUCUGCUCCAGCCUGGAGGAGAAGCUGAAGAUCUACGCCCAGCUAGCGGGGCUGACCGGGAGGGAGGAGCCUACCCCUGAGCCCCGCCUACUGGUCCGGCCCAAUCCGGACGAGGUGCCCCAGGCCGCGGUGCUGCUCGCCGCGGCGCUCAGGGAAGCGGAGAAGCUCACCACCACUCUGACGUCACAGUCCUAUCCCUAUCCCUGCGUGUCCCAGGAGAGCCUUGGAGAGCCAAGUUCCCCUGUCAAACCCACCGACACUGGCAGCUUCAGCUCCGUUCAAGGGUCUCCUACUGACUCCAACUACUUGAAUACCCAAAGUUCGAGCUCAGCGGUGGUAACGUCAGACUUAGAGACCGGACAAGAGGAGCCGAUGGGGACUGAUGCUCUUAUGCUGGAAUCACUCACUGAGCUAAGAAGCGGAGAUGCCAGCAGUAUUAACCUGAAGGUGUUUCAGAGCGUGCAGAGCCUGACCCAGUUGCUCUACAGUCUGCAGGCGGCAGUGACCAUCCAGGACAGCUGCUACGAGGUGCAGCGGCUGCUCCUCCAGAAGAGCGAGCGGCAGCCUCGCCCGCCGUGCCCGCGCGCCAACGCCCUCCAGGAGCAGGAGAAGCAGCGCAACCUGGAGAAGCGGCGGGAGGAGCUGGCGGGCGUGCUCCGCCUGCAGGGCCAGCUGCGGCAGGAGCAGCAGCGCUGGGAGCGGGAGUGCGGCGCCCGGCAGCGCCAGCAGGGGGAGCUGGAGGGCCGGCUGGAGCGGCGCGAGCGCGAGUGCCGGCUGGAGGCGCAGCGGCUGCGGCGCGAGCGCGAGGAGCUGGACGGUCAGCUGCGCGAGUACCAGCAGAGCCUGGAGCGGCUGCGCGAGGGCCAGCGGCUGGUGGAGCGGGAGCGCCAGCGGCUGGAGACCCAGCAGAGGCUGCUGCAGAGCUGGAGGCACAGCCGGCAGAGGAGCCUGCCCGUCAUGAUGAUCCCGCUGGGCAGAACCCAGGACUCCAGUCAGGGUCGAUCCGGCAGCUUGGAGGAGGACGGGUCCGUUUACAUCAACGAGGCGGCGCUCCAGACAUCCCGGAACAACCGUCACCUUCACCAGCACCAGCACCACCGCUCCGGGUCGCUGGCGCUGUACCCCGACACGCCCAGUGCUCACAACAGCCUCAACGCCCUCAUGGCCCGCGGCGAGGGCAAGCAGCCGUCCCACCUCCUCCCAACGCAAAACCACAGCCGCCAGACGGGGACCUCCGCCCUCCCGCUCUCCGAGGACAUGGGAGGGAGAGCGGGCGGGCACGGAUGGGACCAAACAAAAAACGAUGUGAACACGCACGACUACAAACCCGACAAGUGGUCACUCGGAGCGGCAAUGAGCAGGGCGGAGUCCUAUCGGGGGUUCACCCAAUCUCCUGCCGGAAGCCCCCUCCUCCACCCUCAGACUUACAUCUCCAUGGAGACGGAGAACGGGGAAGAUGGGGGAGAGGAGAACAUCGUGUACCUCUGAGUCACAUCUUAAGGAGAGCGAAACCAGA
Molecule: messenger RNA, 5674 nt
Organism: Megalops cyprinoides (Indo-Pacific tarpon)
Lineage: Eukaryota; Metazoa; Chordata; Actinopteri; Elopiformes; Megalopidae
Gene: arhgef28a
Product: Rho guanine nucleotide exchange factor (GEF) 28a
Exons: 37
Coding region: 259-5646 (1795 amino acids)
Biological process (GO): regulation of Rho protein signal transduction
Molecular function (GO): guanyl-nucleotide exchange factor activity
Source: RefSeq, a predicted model, not a curated record